Loxodonta africana (African savanna elephant) is the source of this 6333-nucleotide messenger RNA. RefSeq names its product zinc finger protein 74 (gene ZNF74). Gene Ontology annotation, biological process: regulation of DNA-templated transcription. The coding region runs from base 677 to 2668 and encodes 663 amino acids. The record is from RefSeq and is a predicted model, not a curated record. Lineage: Eukaryota; Metazoa; Chordata; Mammalia; Proboscidea; Elephantidae. The transcript has 5 exons.
GUAGUUCGCACCCGUCCCGCGCAGGCGCACGUUUGGCUGCCGCUGCCCGGCUGCUUCUUUGUGGUGGUCGCCGUCCUUUGUCGGGGUCCUGCGGUGUCCGUCCAUCCAUCUGCCGGUCUCUCAGUCCAUCCCAGGACCCGACUGUCGGCCGCGCUCUGCGCCCGCUGGCUCUUGGCGACGGAGGCUGGCCUUGGUCCUUGCGGCGCGGGUCGCCCGGAGGAGUGCGUGACCCGGUGUGAUGGCGCGCGUGUGCGAUUGUGUGUAAACCCCGUCUGGGUGUGUGUCUGUCCGUGAUAUGUAAAGUGAAAGUGUGUGUGCGUGUGUGUGUUUGCCGCGCCUGCCUGACCCCUCCCUCCGCUGGGGCACAGGGGAGGGUUUCUGUGUGUUGGAGCGUGUGAUCGUGCGCGUGGGAGCCUGUGGAGCGCUGUGAUGGGACAGUGUGUGUUUGUGUGAGCCCAGUCCGGGGCUGUGGGUAUGUGUUUCCUCUUCUCCAGCCUGCCUAUCCCUUUUCUCCACUGAGCCAUAGAGGAGGGGCUCCGUGUGUGAUUGUGCAGAUGUGAGUCGGAGUGUGUGUUCGCUUGUGCGACCCUGCGAAGUUCCCCUGCAGGCCGCUGUCCCUGAGUCCUAGGAGGCUACAGAGCUGCCGACCCUCCCGGGGACGCUGCCAACGGGCACCAUGGAAGUCCCCGCCCCGAAGCCCAAGGAAACAGUUCUGCCCUCUCAGGACCCUGCUCUUCCCUUCAAAAAGAAUCCAGAAGAUAAGUUGGGUCGUGGUCUCCUGGGAGCCAGGUCCGAGGAAUCGGUUACAUUCAAGGAUGUGGCUGUGGACUUCACUCAGGAGGAGUGGGGCCAGCUAGACUCCCCCCAGAGGGCCCUGUACCGGGAUGUGAUGCUGGAGAACUACCGGAACCUUCUCGCCCUUGGGCCUCCGGUCUGCAAGCCAGAGGUGAUAUCCCACCUGGAGCGAGGCGAGGCCCCGUGGUGCUCGCAGAGAGGAGCAGCUGCCUAUCCAGAGUGGGAGCCCAUGCCUGCGAUGAGGGAGCAGCGCCUGUACAAGGAAGAGCCUGGCCAGGAGGCAACACUGGAAAGGCUGACGGGGCCCAGUCUUCACGGCUGCGGCUGGGGUGACCUGUGGGGCUGGGAAGAGCAGGCAGAUGCUCUGCCGGGAAGUCAGGGUGCACUGUGGCACCCAGCGCCUGCCACCUGUGAGGACUUGUCCCGGGAGCAGGAGAGCAGUAGGGGGCUCAGCGAGUUGGAGGGAGGUUCUCCCCUCAGGUCAGCCCUCUUGGUCCCACAAAGCAUUCCUGCAGAGGCCGGCUCUCAUGACAACACACCGGUGACAAACUUCCAGUCCAACGCAGCGGUCACCCAGCACCAGAGGACGUGUGCAGGGAGAAACGCCUGCCGGUCCACUGCCCACGGAAAGUUCUCGGGUGCGGGCAGGCCACUGGGGGUGGGCCCCGGGGAGGGGUUCUUUGCGUGCGGCGAGUGCGGGAAGGCGUUCGGCCAGAGCUCCUCCCUGGCCCUGCACCGGCGCUGGCACAGCCGGGAGAAGGCUUACAAGUGCCACGAGUGCGGCAAAGCCUUCACCUGGAGCACCAACCUCAUCGAGCACCAGCGGAUCCACACCGGGGAGAAGCCCUUUUUCUGCAGCGCCUGCGGGAAAGCCUUCAGCUGCCACUCCUCCCUCAACGUGCACCAGCGGAUCCACACCGGCGAGCGGCCCUACAAAUGCACCGCCUGCGAGAAGGCCUUCAGCUGCAGCUCGCUGCUCAACAUGCACCGGCGCGUCCACACCGGCGAGAAGCCCUACCAGUGCGCCGAGUGCGGCAAGGCCUUCAACCAGAGGACGCACCUCACGCGCCACCACAGGAUCCACACCGGCGAGAAGCCCUACAAGUGCGGCGCCUGCGGGAAGGCCUUCACGUGCCACUCGUCCCUCACGGUGCACGAGACGAUCCACAACGGAGAGAAGCCCUUCAAGUGCGGCGAGUGCGAGAAGGCCUUCACCAACCGCUCGCGCCUCACGCUGCACCAGCGGAUCCACACCGGCGAGAAGCCCUUCAAGUGCGGCGACUGCGGGAAGGGCUUCAGCUGCCACUCGUACCUCAUCGUGCACCAGCGGAUCCACAGCGGGGAGAAGCCCUUCAAGUGCAACGAGUGCGGCAAGGCCUUCAGCUCCCACUCGUACCUCAUCGUGCACCAGCGGGUCCACACCGGCGAGAAGCCGUUCGACUGCAGCAGGUGCUGGAAGGCCUUCAGCUGCCACUCGUCGCUCAUCGUGCACCAGCGGGUCCACACCGGCGAGAAGCCCUACAAGUGCGCCGAGUGCGGCAAGGCCUUCAGCCAGAACCACUGUCUCAUCAAACAUCAGAAGCUCCACGCUGGAGACAAGUCCUUGAAGUGUAAGGAGUGUGGUGAAAUGUUCAGCUGGAGCUCCCACCUCCUCGAGCACCAGAGGCUGCACAGCCCUGAGAAGCCCUUCGCCGUCCAGUUCAACAAGCACCUGCUGAGCACGUACUACGUGCCGGGCAGUCUGCUCGGCCCGGAGAGCCCGGGGCUGGGUGAUGUCGACGCGGUCAAUGCAAUGGAUGUGGCCGAGCUGCUGUGUGCGGUGCAGCCAGCGCCCAGCAGGACGUUCCCGCUGGGGAGCAAACCCGGAAACUGAGGCCGUUUCUCCCCAGCAGCCGCUCCCUUCAUCACCCCAGCAAGUGCAUUGUUCUUCCCUUCCCCAGAUGAACCCAGAUGUGCCUCCAUGGCCCUCAUUGCGUGUUCAGAUCAUCCACAUGCCGGGACCCCUCUGUAGUUAGAGCCAGUCCCCUCCUUGGGAAAGAAGGGGUGCCCAAGAGAAGAGUUGCAGCCAUUUGAAGCUGCCGGUCACUCUGCUUCCUUGAUGGGUGAGAAAUCACCAACAAGGGGAAUCGAUCUUUCCUGACAAUUAAAAGAGAGUAUGUCAACUGCUGUGUCCUUGGACAGAUUCCUGACAUGACCGUGAUCAGAAAUUUCCUCUCUAAACAGUUAUGUUUGGAAUAAAAAAGAAAAAAACAAUACAGCAAUGGGUCUGAGCACUAUGACUUUCCUCACUAUUACAAGUGAAUGUUAUUAUAUUCCAGGAUGAGGGGGACUAUCUUGGAUGGUGGAGUUUUGGAAAAAAGUGAAUUUCCUGGACUUACCUCAUUUAAGUGGCUCUGCUGCAGAGUCAUUCAUUAGUGUCAGUGCAGUCAGGGGGUUGGCCCCACCAUGGCCACCAGAGCACGGCUCAGCCUUGGUAUGGCCAGGUCCUGACAUGCCUAUAACACGCCCCACCCUUAGUAUGGAAAAUUGGAAGCCUCUGGCAGAGGUCCCAUGCACCCAGGGAAGGUGGGCACAAUAUCCGGAUAGAUGUGUCUAGAAGCUUCUGGAAGCAUGCCUUCACUGGCGGCUCCUGGGUGGGGUCGGCUGCACCAUUUGAGGCAUAGGUCACCAGCUCACUCAGAGUGGAGGAGCACCUCCACAGAAGAGAACUGGAGAGGGGACCCUCAGCUUCAGGGAGACAGCUCUGAGGUGGCUCCACAUCACACUAUUUAUUAUACAAACCCCAGACCCUCCUAGGCCCUGUUGCUCCUGACAGACAGGAAGCUGGUAUUAACCUGGCAUCAAUGCUGUUUUUACUCCAGCCUAAGCUAGUAUGAGCUGCCUUUUCAGCGGUAAUACUUCACACUUGUAUAGAGUACCAUAGUUUAUAAAGUGCUUUUAAAAUACUUUUUAAAUUAUCGAGGCAAUAGGACCACAUUUCAGAAAGUGUGGAAUUAAGGAAAAGCCCAUACUUCCUAAUAAAACUGCAUUUUGCACUUAGAUACAUGACCUUCUGCUUUUUUCAUAGUGCAUUUUUACAUUAUAUUAGACACAGUGUCAACAUCAGUUUUAUCUUUUCCUCACUUAGCUGCUCUUUAUGGUGGUAAUUCUCAGUGGAGGCACAGUGUUCUAUGUAGUCUACAGGUAAUGCUUUUGUUGGAUGUUGAUGUUAUUUCCAUAUUUGUCACUAUUAUAAAUCGUUCUUAGCUGAGCAUCUUUUUGCGUUAUAUGGUAUUUUUACGCAAAUAAUGGGGGUCUUCUACAUUUUUUUGCUGGCUGCACCCUCCCCCUCAGGGCACCCUCACAAGGGACACCAUGCCAAUCCGGCCAGCCCUCUUCCACAUGUUGCUUACGAAAAUACCUCAAGGCGGGGAGGGCAUGGCCAGCAAACCAAUGCAGAAGGCAUGCAUUAUUUACGUAAAACACAGUAUUUCAGUGUUUUCUUAGUAGAUUUCUAGAAGUGAAAAAUUUUAGGUAAAGGAGAUGAAUGUUUUUAAGGAAUUCUUUUCUUUUUUUUUUUUUGGUUGUGUGUUUACAAAGUACAGUUUCAUUGUUCAGAAAUCAGUUACCGAUAUUGAUGAGGUGGGAAGUCCCUUUGUUCCCAUCUCCCUGAGACAGCCCUGUUAGAAGCCUGGUGCCCAGAAUUAUCUUCUCUCACUGCCCGGUGACAACAUAGUGAUGAUUCCUGACCAUGGUGACUGAAUCGCCUUCCUCGUUACACACCAGUGUUGUCAUAAUGCAGUCCUCAGGACCACUAUGGUAGUCAGGGACACUUCCUCCCUGACAAACAUUAAAAAUGAUAUUUCACAACUGUAUUGGUAAAAGACAAAUUUAAUCUAGGCUACAUUCAUUGUUAUAUGUUCAUUAUUAUAAUAUUUAUUUUGCUUAUUUUAAAAGAAAUAAAAAUUGAAGCAUUUCCUGGGUUCCACAGGUAUCCUAGGUCCUGGGCACCUUGCCUGCGGAUCCUAAGGUGCUUUUGGUUUAAUAAGUUAAGGUUGACAUCUUAUUUUUUUACCUUGCGCCUUUGAUAAUGAAUGAGGUUGAAUAUUUUAAAUGUUUUUAAUAUUGGUCUUUCUUCUAAAAAAUUAUAUGAAUAUUCCUUUUGGUUCUCUAUCCACUGGGGUCUUGAUGUUUUUCUUUUAUUUACAUAUACCAACCAACCAACCCACUGCCGUCGAGUCAAUUCCAACUCAUAGCGACCCUAUAGGACAGAGUAGAACUGCCCCAUAGAGUUUCCAAGGAGCGCCUGGUGGAUUUGAACUGCUGACCUUUUGGUUACCAGCCAUAGCACUUAACUAUUACGCCACCAGGGUUUUCUAUUUACAUAUAUAUAUAUAUAAGUAACUUUUUUCCGAUUGUAAGAGUGAUACAUGUAUACUGAAGAAAUUCAAAAAAGUCCAAAAGCUAAAUGAAUAAAAUAUAAAAACAACCCUAAGUAUCAGUAUCUGGAUUGUGACCUGGAGAUAAGUAUUAUUUACAUUUUGAUGUAUUUCCUUCCCGUUUUUUCUAAGUAUGUUUACAUGUUUUUUCUUUUACAACAAAAAUUGGAUUCAUACCCUAUAUAUUAUUUUUAUUCUUUUCCAUUUAACAUUUUACGAUGCACAUUUUUCAUGUUAUAAAAUUUUUUAAAAAACAUUUUUAAUGGUUCAUUUUCUGUCUUAUGGUUGUAUCAUGAUUUAUCUCUCCUUUUACCGAUGAGCAUCAAGAUUGUUUAUACUUAUAAGUCAUUCUUGAACAUAAACCUGUGUGCCCACCUUUGAUUAUUUCCUCAGAGUAAAUUCUGAGAACUGGGAUUACUGGAAGACAGUUAUGAACAUCAUAAGAUUGUUGGUAUUUCUCGGUUGCAUCCAGCAUGACGAUUCUGACUUACACUCUCACCCUCAGGGUUCUCUACAUUCUUGCCGACACUUGGAGUUAUCUUCUCACUUUUUAUGUUUGCCAAUUUGAUAUGUUAAGAAUGUUAUUUGUUCGAACUUACUGAUUUCCUUAGUUAUCUAGUGCUGCUACAACAGAAAUACCACAAGUGAAUGGCUUUAACAAACAUAUUUAUUCUGUCACAGUUUAGGAGGCUAGAAGUCUGAAUUCAGGGCGCCAGCUCCAGGGGAAGGGUUUCUCUCUCUGUCAGCUCUGGGAGAAGGUCCUUGUCAUCAAUCUUUCCCUGGUCUAGGAGCUUCUCAGUGCAGGGACCCCAGAUCCAAAGGAGGAGUUCCACUCCUGGCUCUUGCUUGGUGGUAAUGAGGUCCCUCUCCUCUCUGCUUGAUUCUUUCUUUUAUAUCUCAAAAGAGAUUGACUCAAGAUACAACUUAAUCUUAUCAAUUGAGUCCUGCCUCAGUAACAUAACUGCCUCUAAUCCUGCCUUAUGAAUAUCAUAGAGGUAGGAUUUACAACACAUAGGAAAGUCACAUCAGAUCACAAAAUAGUGGACAAUCACUCAAUACUGGGAAUCAUGGCCUAGCCAAGUAGACAUACAUUUUGGGGGGACACAAUUCAAUGCAUAAC